Messenger RNA from Salvia miltiorrhiza (redroot sage), 754 nucleotides. RefSeq lists its product as uncharacterized. The transcript has 5 exons. Bases 128 to 499 code for a protein of 123 amino acids. Lineage: Eukaryota; Viridiplantae; Streptophyta; Magnoliopsida; Lamiales; Lamiaceae. The record is from RefSeq and is a predicted model, not a curated record.
UUCUAUGACAUAAUAUAUUGAAAAUCCUUUAAAAGGUCCAAUUAGGGUUAGUUCAUUCCUCUGUUCUUUUCAACCCCGAUCGCUAUUCAAUCCCACUUUUGAACCCUCAAAAACUAGGGUCUAAGAAAUGGCGAAAUUUAACGUUGUACAGAAGAAGCGGCGAGCGUUCAUUGCCAAUGAGAAGAGGAGGGUUCACGGGGACCCCGCGUCGGGGAAGCUGCACCAGAGAAUUCAACCUAAAUCCAUCUCCGGCAAGCGCCAGCGCAAGCUGCUUAAGAAAUGGCGCAGGGAGCAGAAGGAGGCAGUGGAAAAGGGCUUAAUUACGAUGCAAGAUGUUGAGAUGGCUUCUGCUGAUGAGACUGCAGAAGAUGCUAAAAAGACUCCUGUUAAAUUCCCGAUGAAGAAGAGUGCUAGACUAAGAUUGAAGAAGAAAGGGAAGAACACAAAAAAAUCUCAAAAACCUGUUGGACAAGCAUCAAAUGACUCCAUGGUGGAGUAAACUACAUGGCGGCCAUACAAACUGGAAGCAUGCUUGCCCAAAAAUCCAAUUAUUAAGAUGCUGAAAUAUGAGAAAGUCCAAUUAUUAAGGUGCGGAAAAAUGAAAAGGACUGAAUAAUAAGAAAACAAAUUGAUUUCAAUGUGGUAUGUAAUAUUUUAUUAUUUAGAUAUGUUUAAUUAUAUUGUUUUAGUUCAAUUGAACAUUAAAAUAAUCACUACGAUACCAUUGAACUUUAAAAUUUGGUAUUCCUCGUAA